This is a messenger RNA of Jaminaea rosea, 1079 nucleotides long. RefSeq lists its product as hypothetical. The coding region runs from base 188 to 958 and encodes 256 amino acids. The transcript has 2 exons. The record is from RefSeq and is a predicted model, not a curated record. Lineage: Eukaryota; Fungi; Basidiomycota; Exobasidiomycetes; Microstromatales.
CCCUCGGGCACGACUGCUGCCCACGGGAGCCCUAACGACGGCAGCAGCGGCAGCAGUGAAACCACGGCAUCCUCCUCCUCCUCUUCCUCCUCCUCCUCUGCCCCUCUCAUCCUUGCGCAGGGCCCUUCGAUCCGCUGGGACGGCAAGAGCACGCAGGCUGCUCUCGUGGCUUCAACGACAAGGAGCAAUGCCGCCGACGUGCCGACGCCCACUGGCUCUUGAUUCAUCCCCGAGGCACCGUCAUCCACGCAACCCUCUCCUAUCCCCCAUUUUCAUUCUCUUGCAUAAUACUACUAUAGAAUGGUGGACUCCGGGCCCCUACCUUGCAGCACGAGCACCUCAGCAUCGAGGGUUUUCUGUGUCUAGGAUUUACGGCAGCGGACAAGUUCACAAGCCAAUCACCGGCCACAGCACGCUUCCCGGCUUCCUCAAUAGCCUCCAUGCGCAACGCGGGGCGACCAUGCUUUCUGCAAGCGUCACAAGGUCAAUGAAAAUGCGAAAGGACGAAGCUCAGGGUCUCGAUCUUGCGCUCGCUUCCUCAGCUCUCGUGCCAAGACGUGGACGGUCAGCAAAUAGUGGAUGUGGACGGUUGCACCACGAAGGAAGCUUUCGAGCGACGGCACGACAACAUCAUCUUCUCACACGUCGUCUUACAUCGUCAGCACUGCCUGUCGCCUGUCACGAUUGCUCCAAGCCCAACUGGCUUCGCCAUUGUGCUCUCGCGGGCACCACGCUCGUUCAAGCUGGUGAGAUAGCAGCGCACAACUAUCGCAGCAAGGUCUCGGUCCGUCUUCCUACGCAGAUAUCAUCACCACCAACUUGGCAAGCCGUGUCGGGCAUCUCUCCAACCUCGUCCGCGCCAGCGAGGGUGAAGGCAGGAUGGACCAAGGCCGGGGCUGUCGCAGCACCGCUAGAAGUCACCUUGCGCGUGCAUUGGCCUACGGCGAGGUGGCAAUGACCAAAGAGCAGGGGCCAAGACAAUGCCGGAUCUGGCUGUGCUCUCUCUUCGUCUCUCGCCCGCCAUUCGUCAGCGUCUGCAGCUGGGCACAGAUAUGCGCGAGGCAGUCAGAGCCAGCAGG